AUGUCAGACGAGCUCAAGCAAUAUAAUUUUGAAAAGUAUAAAGGAAAUUGUCACCAUUGAUUCAAAUCAUAGCCUUGAAUAUGUAAAAAGACAGUCCAUUAAUGCAGAUGAGAUCGCAUUUACUGUCCAUAUUACCAACCAUAUUUUGAAAAGUUGGCAGGAUUUCAAGGAGACAGGGAUCUGCUUUAACUUCAUAGACUUAUUGAAUCAUUUUCUUGGAGAAAACUACGCAAUCCUAAUAAAGCAAGACUGCAAACGGAUCGAAGAUCAUCUGCGAAGACUUUGUUCAUCCGCCAAAACUAGUUUCAGGGGGAAAUAGGUUCUGGUUCAGUGAAGUUCGGGAAAGCCAUUAAACGCAUUGCAAUACGUUCUGACGAACUUUGAAGUGCCGCUGAAAUUGAACAUGAGCUUUUGAAAGUGAAGGAUGAGAAACAUGUUUUAGAAGAGACAAAUAUAAGACUCCAUGAGCGCUGCAAUGAACUUUAUCAAAGUUUGUUGGAAGCUGAGGAACUUAGGAGGGCAAGCGAUGAGAAAUUAACAGGGGCUUAUUCUGACAUUGAAAAGCUAAACAAAGAGAAUGCCCAUUUGUGGGAGUACUUUGACAAGAUUUCUGAGCAAGAAGGGUUUAAAAACUGCGGAAAGAACAUUAAUGAGGUCAAGGAAAGACAACGAAGACAAAAGAUACGAGAACUGAAAACGUAUGUUGAUAAAGCCCUGUGGUUUGCUGGAACUUUUGGUCUCCGGCUCAGUUCAGUGGAAUUCAAAGAUGACACAGGCAAGUUUCAUACAAUGGAAUACCACACAGAAGAGCGAGGAAAGAAAUCCUACAAUGAACUGGCUGACGAAGAAAAAGAGAAAGUGCAACAAAUUUUAUUUCUUACAGACAAGUUUUGCAUAAGCGAAGCCGCAUAUCAUGAAUUGACCAUGUCAGCUGAUGGAGAACACCUACCACGCUUUUACCUGAUAAAGUAG
Molecule: messenger RNA, 972 nt
Organism: Paramuricea clavata
Lineage: Eukaryota; Metazoa; Cnidaria; Anthozoa; Malacalcyonacea; Plexauridae
Source: the annotation of a GenBank genome assembly